AUGCCAGUGCAAGCCCCACAAUGGACAGAGUUCCUGCAGUGCCCGAUCUGCACGCAGACAUUUGAGGAGACUGUUCGUCGGCCCAUCAGCUUGGGCUGUGGACAUACUGUCUGCAAGAUGUGCCUGAACAAGUUGCACCGCAAGGCCUGCCCCUUCGACCAGACAGCCAUCAGCACAGACAUCGAGCAGCUACCUGUCAACACAGCCCUGUUGCAGCUGGUGGGAGGACAGGUUCCUAAGGCCCAGCCGGUCGCCUUGAUCACCAGUUCAGAGGACUCGCAGCAUUAUGAGGAGGCCAGACAGUGUGUGGAGGAGCUGGCCCUCUACCUCAAACCCCUCAGCAACACCAGAGGUGUGGGUCUGAGCAGCACAGCCCAGAGCAUGCUGAGUCGGCCUAUGCAGAGGAAGUUGGUAACCUUGGUCCACUGCCAGCUGGUGGAGGAGGAAGGCCGUGUUAGAGCCAUGAGAGCUGCCCGCUCUCUGGGUGAGCGUACGGUCACGGAGCUCAUCCUGCAGCACCAGAAUCCACAGCAGCUCUCCUCCAAUCUGUGGGCUGCUGUCCGUGCGCGAGGCUGUCAGUUUCUUGGGCCAGCCAUGCAAGAAGAGGCUCUGAAGUUGGUUCUCCUAGCUCUGGAGGAUGGCUCGGCUCUGUCUAGGAAGGUGUUGGUUCUCUUUGUGGUCCAAAGGCUUGAGCCACGCUUCCCGCAGGCCUCUAAGACUAGCAUAGGCCAUGUGGUGCAGCUUCUGUACAGGGCCUCCUGCUUCAAGGUGACCAAGCGUGACGAAGAUUCAUCCCUAAUGCAGCUCAAGGAGGAGUUCCGUACCUAUGAGGCCCUGCGGCGUGAGCAUGACUCUCAGAUUGUUCAGAUUGCAAUGGAGGGUGGGCUUCGCAUUGCCCCUGACCAGUGGUCAUCCUUGUUAUAUGGAGAUCAGUCUCACAAGUCACACAUGCAGUCUAUCAUAGAUAAGCUGCAGACCCCGGCAUCUUUUGCCCAGAGUGUCCAGGAGCUGACUAUCGCGCUGCAGAGGACAGGAGACCCAGCCAACCUCAACAGACUGCGACCCCACCUGGAGCUACUGGCCAACAUUGACCCCAGUCCUGAUGCUCCUCCUCCAACAUGGGAGCAGUUAGAGAAGGGUUUGGUAGCAGUAAAGACUGUGGUGCAUGGCCUGGUGGACUUCAUCCAGAACCACAGCAAGAAAGGAGCUGACCCUCAACAGCCUCCUCAGCACAGCAAAUACAAAACGUACAUGUGUCGUGAUAUGAAACAGAAGGGAGGCUGUCCACGCGGAGCCAGCUGCACCUUUGCUCACUCUCAGGAAGAGCUAGAGAAGUAUCGUAAGAUGAAUAAGCGCCUGGCGGCUCGCCUCCCUGGCUCAGGAGGUCUCAUGCCAGAUGAGGGCCUUUCCCUAGAUGUAGCAGUGACCCGGAAGCCUUCCCCACUCACCAAUGGGAGUGGUGGGCCCACCCUGCCCCAGCUUAUUGCUCGUGGCGCUGACACAGGACCAUAUGAUCUGCUGCGUAAGCCUAAGAUCGAGGGGGGAAGUCCGAGUGCACCAGGAUCACCACCUGAAUCUCUGGAUCCAUUACCCAAAUCUGGUAUGCCUCUGCCACCCCAUGCCAUGGCCCACCCUAGGAUGCCAGGAGACCACCUCCCCGGGGUGAAGCAGAUGUCCGUGUUACCCAGAGGUUCACCAAUGUACUCCCAGCAGCAGCAGCUACCUGAGAUGUACUACCCUGACACUCGCCCACCACCAUCUGCAUCACAAUACGAGCCCUCACAGUACCCUGCAGGUUACACAUACCAGCAACCACCACAGUACGUCCGAGGUUAUGUCCGCAACCCUCCACCCCCCAAUGAGUCUGCAGGACCCCCUUACCAGGAGCCCUAUCCUGGCUAUGGCCCUCCAGAGCGCCCUUACCAGGCCCCUCACUCUGGCCCACCCUUUUCCUAUCCUCCCCCUCCACACUAUGACACCAGGGGUCGCCAUGGCCCCUACCCUGGCCCGCCUCCUCCCCCCCAGCCUUACCCAUCUCAGAGGGACGACCUGGUCAGGAUGAGUCCUGCACCUCUGGAUGUACCUCCACCAUCUGCAGGACAGGGUGGCUCACUCUACCACUCCGAGCCCACUGCACGGGACAGGUACCCACCAGACGGCUACUACCCACCGGGUGCCCAGCCUCCACCCAUGAGGCCUUAUCCCAGGGAGCCACCGUAUGGCCGUUCCCAGCCCAGUCUGGACUACCUGCACCGUCGUCGGCAGGAGCUGAUAUCCCAGCUGGAGGAAAGGAAGGUCAUUUCUCCUCCACCAUUUGCUGCCUCCCCCACUCUCCCUCACCCCUUCCCCAGUGACUACCCCUCUGAGUAUGGCGAGGACAGCUCCAAAGCCUUUGGGAAAUGCCGAGAGCCUGACUACGCAGGACAGUUCUCCCCCUGGUCUUGUGACACCAUUGGCUCCUACAUCGGCACCAAGGACGCCAAGCCCAAAGAAGUCAUGGUUCCUGGUACAAUGGAGAUGAUGAAUGUGGAGGCUAAGGGUCUGAGGGAGCCAUCUCUGGAGCCCCCUCGGAGGGGUGCAGAAGUGAAGGAUGAUGACCCCAUUAUCCCCUUUGGCCCCCAGCCUACUGUGUCACGCUUUGGUGCCAUCUCCCGCACCUCUAAGACUGGCUACCAGACCACUGGCCCUGUCCAGGCCAUGGCUUCCACUCCUCAGAACCCAAACUCUAAGCAUAUGGCCAUGGCCGCAGAGUACUCGUAUGGAAACCACGGAGGAUGGGGUGGGGCCUCAUACCCCUCCCACCAGACUGCCUCCUCGUCUCAGGGACACUUCAGUGAGCGCCUGCCCAUGGCUGCCUCAGACAGAGAGCAGUUGAAGAUCGAGCUGCAGCAAGUCAACCAGCAGAUCAACCAACAGACCCAGAUGCACAGCAUGGAGGCUGCCAGUAACUCUUUACUGCUGCAGAGGGAGGCCAGUGCAUUAGCAGGCCAACCUGUCCAGCCCAACCAGGGCCAGGCAGCAGCAACAACCCAGCAGCAGCAGCAACAGGCUAAGUGGCCGGCAGGUGGAGCCAGUGCAACAGCUGUCUCCAGUGAACAGCUCAGCCUGGAGCUCCAUCAGGUGGAGAGAGAGAUCGGCAAGAGGACCCGUGAGAUGGCUAUGGAGAGUCAAGUGGCCCAUGAGGUUCAGCAGUACAAGAUGAAAAGUGCAGAGAAUGGACAGCCAGAGCACAAGACUCAGCUGGAGGAGAUCUCCCUGGCUCUUGGCGAGGUGUCAAAUGGUUCCAGCAGUCUGCAAGAAAGUGGGGUGGGUGGAUCUAUGCUGUCACUGACCAGUAAGACAUCUUCAUUGAGCCUGUGUUCUGAACCAGGUGCCGGAGGUUCAGAGAUGCAGAAGAAUGGUGUCGUCCAUUCCUGAUCCUAGGCAGCAUACAUUUACACACACACACACACACACACACACACACACACACACACACACACACACACACACACAUGCACACACACACAUGCACACACAUACCAGUUUUAUUUAGAAGAUGAGCAGUAUCUGCCGUGAUAUGAAUUUUCUUUCUUUUUGUUCUGUGAAUGAGCUUUUUUUUAAAAUGACUUUCCUUGCCUGGAAACCAGGGCAUUUGAUAACAUUUCUCGUUUUUGUUGUCUUUUUUGUUUUGUUUUGUACUGGGAUUAUAGAUAAACAAGGCUCACAAUAGAUGUAUCAAGAAAACAAAAUAGUGGUGAUGAUGAUAGCAGCUGUGAUAUAACAUGAUUCGGCAAGGCCAGCUUUACUGCUGUGUCAUAAAUGAACAGACAGACAGAUCAGGUGUUAGAUUAUGUUCCCCAGACCAGAUUUUUGUGGAGUUCCAUCCAGAUGAAAAAAACAGCUGAAUAGUGAAGAUGGAUGAACCGCUACACCAUAUGCACCUGGAGGAACCUUUGCGCAUUUUAUAUAUUUUUCAUCUGUUGUCCAUCAUGAUGUGAAGGUUUUGUAGUUCCAACAGCAAAAGUGCGAUGCUUGGUACUCACCCCCUGAAUCGUAAAAAGUGGUUGCCCAGAUGACAAUGACCUGAGGAGGGAAACGCGGUACACUGUUCCACAAAUCUUCGGCUGAAAUUCAGAUGCAAAUAGGCGAGGUGUUUGAGUAGUCACAUUUACACCACAUGCACUUCCCCACCCACCACGAGAAGUAUGAUUUUAUUACUGCAUUUUCUGAAUUCAUCAUAUGUCUGUUUCGUACUUGAAAAGCAGUAUAUUAUAUAUUUAACUGAAGCAUUCUGUUUUAAAGAUUGCAACAAGUCAUUUUGAUAAAUGAGCUUUCUGCAUGUUUUCUAUAAGGGAACCGACUGUGCGCUUCUCUGGGUUGUGGUGUGACCUGAUGUGGUUUGUUUGAGAUGCCUUCUGCCUGUGCUCUGGCAUUCAGUUCUGUUUGAUUGUGUCAUGGAAUUCUUCACUGCACAGUCAAAAAAGUGUUUUAUCAAACACGUAUUAUCAGGCUGUAAGAGAGUACAUUUUUCUGCAUCAGGAGUUUGGUGAUCCCCACCCUUCAGUGUAAACUUGACUUUAUAAUGUCAGGGUGAAUGAGGUUUUUCCCUCCUCACAACUUCUCAUCUGGCCACACAGAAGGCCUCCCCAUUGGGAUUAUCUUGUCAUUUGUUCUCCUUAACUUCUAUGAAGUUGCGUUCCCUUGAGUGUUCAUUUUAUUUUAUUUUAAUUUUUUUCAUGCUUUACGCUGGUACGAUUCAGGGGGUGUAGCGUACCUAAGUCAAUGGGGCUCUCUAGACCCAUUAUGAAGGUCAGGAUUAUAGUUUAGUGUGUAACUUUCAAAGCAUUUCAGCAGUGUCAGUGAAGAACGUAUGCUUUUAGAAAAGGCCGCAAAUGCUGUAGUGAUUUUAGCUGCACAUUUGAAAUUAAGGAAACAACUGAGCAUAACAUUGUUGAUUACUGAGGGGGGAAACUAGGAAAAAUUGCCUGAUGUCACACUGGUCCUUUGAGACUUACAAGUUUGUUUAUUUUACAUUUAGUACAUUUCAGCCUCUUAAACAUUGAGUAGUAAACUUUUCAGUUCACUGCAUCUCAGUUUUUGAUUCACAACUUACUAUCAUCAUCACCACCACUACUACUGUUAUUGAUCUGACUCUGUCAUGUACAUUGUUUAUUGCUGAUGCUCAAUAAGGAGCUCUUUGCCUUUUGUAAACGAUUGACAUGAUUGGCUACAAUUGUAGAGCUCUGCUGAGAUGCAAAGUGAGAGUCCUUGUGCUCAAACGGUUAAAGGAAUAAGGAUAGAGGUGACGCUUGGGUUUUGUUGUUUUGGUUUAAUGUUCAAAAUGUUUGUUUGGGUCAGACAAGAGGUAUUGAGGAACUGACAAACAGGGUUUGACAGAUCUUUGAUUACUGAUGAGUCAAUUGGAUAUAGACACAAAUGCUUUGAUGUCUAACAUCCUUGAUGGGGUUGACCGGGCACCUUCAAACUUGUCAGCGCCUUGAUAUAGUGAAUGUUUAGGGUUACUUUUUUUGUUUUUCCAACCACACUUCAGGCCUCUGGCUGCUCCUUGCCACAUUUAUUGUUUAGGUACACAACUCACUUAUACAUAUGAGUAUGUAUACAUACAUUAAUAUACUAAAGCACUAUUAACGUGCCACCUCUUAUUCUACUCGCUCAGCAUUUAUAUUAAAUGAUCUCUACUUAGAAUCAGCAAAAAUGUUUUUUUGUUUUUGUUUUUCUGUCCACUGGUUGCCAACACAGACUUUAUCCUUUCCCAGAUGAAGGACUUCUGUGCGCAUUGAUGUGUGUUCACUUAAUCUUUUUUGUGUUCAAACAAAGAAAAUGUUCUUUAUAGACUAUGCUUCCGAAGAAGACAAAAUUCUGUAACUUUGGAAAAUUUAUGGAAAAAAAGUUUUGUGUGUGCUAGAUUGUAUUGUAGAAAAUGUACCCUGACUAUGGCUUUUUUCCCCCUCAAAGUGUGCUGUACUGGGUGAUAGUGUUGAGGUAUUAGAAAAGUGUUGGGGUUUCCUUCCCCACCCUCCCACCCCCAAGAGGCGAUUCAGGAAGUCUCUGCUGAAAGGUUGGCCUUAAUUCCUCAUGAAUUGCUCGUUUACUCCUUGUCUGCUGUAGCAGCAUGAGAUGACUUGGAAAAUAAUUAACACUGAAUUGGCAUGAUUCAGAGUCACACAGAUGGACUGCAAAAAAAGAAACAACUCACUAAUAUCACCACUUCACUCAUGCAAUAACAAAUCUUGGGAUUUGAAGCAAAGUUUGUAAUUUUAUUAAUUUUGGUGAAAGAAACGUUAUUGACCUAGUGGGGUUUGUAGUUUUUUUUUUUGUACAUUUUGUUUUGUUUCUGUAAUACGAGUGAAAUCACUCACUUUCAAGUCUUGCAGUGAUGAGUGCAUCACCUCACCUGUUGUAUCAUCAUGUAGUUAACAGCUAUGCGACAGUAUGACACAUUCACAAGUAGAUUUUCUUCUUUUCUUCUACAGCUAGUGACAAGAAAUUGGCCAGCGUGUUUAAUUCUGCCGUGGGAACUAGUAAUUAACCCAAUAUAAUAGCAAGUUCUAUAAAAUAAGGGAAUGGGUUUUAGCCCUGAAUUGGCAACAGUUAAAGGUCUUAAACAUCAUGUUGCCUGUUACUCUCUAAAUUGAAGUCAGCCCAUAACAUCACACUGCUUACUCUCUGUUGGAUCCCCGCAGCCAUGAAUGAGCCCUAAAAAGCCUUUGGCUGAGCAGAAUAGACAUACAAAGAUGUAUGGGGUGGUUUUAUAUGUAGUAAAUAGAACAGAUUUUCAUUUCAGUCUCCUGAUUUUUUUUUUUUCCUCCCCCCUUUCCUGAGUGGAAUUGCUGCCCCUAAUUUACAUAAUCUCCAUUAACCCCUCCACUCCCUUGACCACUGAACUCUGUUACUGCUGUUUGAGGCUCACAUUUUACUCCCUGACUUUGUGGGGAAAUUCGCAAAUGGCUUUUUUAUAUGAUUAUUCCCUUGUAAGAUAUCUCUUAAAUUAAGGUACAGGUUGAUUUCAGCAAGAAAAAAGAAGUUUUUAUAUGUAUAUUAUACUCCAUUAAGGAAUGUCUAGAAUUAUCUUCCUCCAAUGUGGAUGUAGCCAUUAUUACGCCAUUUUAUGACUUUGUAAGAGAAUUCACUGUGUGAAAAUUGGUUUGCAUUUUUGUAUAAUACAAUCUGCUUUUUUUGUUUGAUACGAGAGGGAGGUCAAACUGGAAGUUUGAAGAGAGAAAAAAAUGAACCUGUGAAAUUGAAAAAACAAAAUGUAACUUAUGUACAACAGUGAUUCUGAGCUGAGGGGGAAAGAUUAAAUGAUAUUGCUAACUCUGCAA
Molecule: messenger RNA, 7325 nt
Organism: Myripristis murdjan (pinecone soldierfish)
Lineage: Eukaryota; Metazoa; Chordata; Actinopteri; Holocentriformes; Holocentridae
Gene: rc3h1b
Product: ring finger and CCCH-type domains 1b
Exons: 19
Coding region: 1-3417 (1138 amino acids)
Biological process (GO): protein polyubiquitination; ubiquitin-dependent protein catabolic process; nuclear-transcribed mRNA catabolic process, deadenylation-dependent decay
Cellular component (GO): cytoplasmic stress granule
Molecular function (GO): ubiquitin protein ligase activity; metal ion binding; mRNA binding
Source: RefSeq, a predicted model, not a curated record